AAAAGCAUAACUAACCGGUUUUUAUGCAAUGAGACAUACUCUAAAUACCACAAGAAAGGAAAAAGGAAAAAAGAAAUCAAACGCAAGAAAUCAAAUGCAAGCCAUCUCCAGCUCUUUGUAAUCUCUAGAUUACCUCUGCAAAUUGAAAUGGGUUGUAAUGAAUCCAAGCAUGAUGUCGUUACCGGCAACACGGUUAAAACUCAUCCUCCACCGGCACGUAAAAAUUCUAACACCAUCAGCGUUAAAAAGAGCAAGGAUUUAGAAGUUAUCCCUGAAAUUACUGAUGAUGUCAAUAUUACGGCGGAAACAACAAACUCAUCAGCACCGCCAUUAUCAUUGCGGUCAUCUUCGUCGUUAAAGAGCAAUGAUAAUAAUAAGACUGAGUUGGCGGUGGUUACGGACAACAACCCUAUCGUAACCUCAAAGGACAUAAAUACCGUAAAUGCGGAGCAGCAACAAUUGAAAGAAGAGGAUCAUGUACCUGUAGUUAAAUCUGCCGCCGAUGACUCAUUAAAUGAGGCAUUAACAAAGGAAGAUAAUGUUGUUAAUGAGAGACAUCAACGUAGACUCUCAGGUUCAUCCGACCAUUAUUUUUCGUCGAGGAAAGAUGAAGCUGCAAUUAAAGCCAUUAUUGCGGCGGCUGCAGCGGCUGAUAACCAUGGUGUUGAAAAAGAAGAUGUGGUUGAGGAGUUUCUUGAUCAAGAUGACGAUGAUCAGAGUAACAAGUUAGUAAGUAAUCAUGACAACCAAGAGGAGAAGGUAAAGUCAGAUUUAGAAGAAGAAGAAACAAAAGAAGAAGAUGUCGAUGACAAAAACAUCAUCAAGAAUGGUACUGAUGGCGGUGAUCUAAACAACGGUAUGUUUAUUAAAAUCGUCGGAAGCAUGUUUGCGAGAGCAAGAAUUGUCAGAAGAACCGGAAGUUGCGACAACAAUAACACCAACUGUUGAUCAACAAAAGUGUUGUUAUUUGGGCGUUUCGAAUGGAACCACUGUUUCGACAAGGGGUAGGAUCCUUUUACAUGCUUGAUUGACAUUAUUUUUACAUUUGUCCCUUUUACUGAUUAAAAUCUUAUGCUUCUAGUUUUUUCAUGAAAUGUUCAUUGCAAUAUACACUGUAUUUUCAUAAAAAGAACCCAGACUACACGGGUAACAUUAUCAUCAACAAUUGAAUAAUUUUUAAUUAGCUUUCAUUCGGGGGCCAUGGAAAAAAAUUCCAAACUCCCAAAAUAAUGUCAAUUUAUGCAUGUCAAAAAAAUAAUGUCGGACAUGUAUUCUUCAUGCAGAAGUCACACUUUUUGUUACUCCUAUUAUUUUGUCCAACAAUUCUAUACAGACCGCCAAAAAAGAAACAAUGAGAAAACCGCUAUUCACAGAUUUUCAGAAUUUGUGAGUUCCAGUGGGUCCCACCUCUCGGGAGUUUAGCAGGGGGCCUGC
This is a messenger RNA of Papaver somniferum (opium poppy), 1434 nucleotides long. Its product is annotated as protein CLEC16A homolog. NCBI's taxonomy places the organism in Eukaryota, Viridiplantae, Streptophyta, Magnoliopsida, Ranunculales, Papaveraceae. The transcript has 3 exons. Bases 148 to 948 code for a protein of 266 amino acids. The record is from RefSeq and is a predicted model, not a curated record.